CUUCUCCUUAAGCACUUUGUGACUUAUGUCUGUGAAAAGCGCUUUAUAAAUACAUUUUACUUACUUACUUACAUAUAAUGAUAACUAUUUCUUUGUGCAUUGAAAAAUAUUUUUGUGGCGUGAGUCCUUAAUCACAAAAUACAUUUGUGAAUCUUUCUGUGUGCAUUCAUUAAUAUUGAGACUGAUCUGACCCUGUAGUGUUUGUGUUCCUGUGUGAAGUCAUCCUCCCAGGUCCUGUAUGAGGGAAGUACUUGAACAGACCAACAAAGUCUCUUACUACAGCUUCCUAAUGAGCCUGGCUAAACACGAGACCAUCAACCAGACUAUUGGAGCAUUACCCAGCAUGGCAGAGUUCCUCAUUGAUCCAGAGAUGGACCAGGAACUGGACAAACUAAUCGCCCAGAUCUCAGUGAGUCCUGGCAGCAACAGCAGCGGCAGUGCGGUGGGGGGGCUGAAGGAGGUGCAGAGGAGGGCCUCCCCCAGGAGGAACAUCCACCACAGGAGGAAGAUGGAGGUGGAAAGCGAUGGUUCCACGGAAGAGACCGACUCCUCUGAAAACUGACCUCUAAUCUUCCACCAGUCUCUGUGACACCUCACCUUCCAUCUUAAGUGGGAAACACACUGUGGCUGUAUGGUACAUGUCAAAACGUCCAUGACCAUUAUUAGUUAUGUGAACCCACACUAGUAGUGGAUCAGCACACAGCGGUGCAAGAGAACACUCCACCUUGCGACAGACUGUCUGCUUUUUCUCCAGCAUGAGUCUUCAUCAGAGUAGCUCUGCAUGCACUCUAGAUUGACUGUUGAUGCUACGUAUUGUUCUCUUAUGUGCUCUUAGGUCCUAAAGAUGUGCAAGUCCCACGUCUGCACAUGAUCAUGUGACAUGCUACUGCUCUGCACAGUGUUUUGUAUUUUACUGGAAUCUUACCAAACAGAAUGUUUGUAUUGGUUGGCAGUAAUGGUAUUUAUUUAGUUAUGAGUAGUAUAAACUAAGUAGAAUAUCAACAGUAUCACUCCAGUUUAUACUCUAUUUCAAAGUAUUUGCAAUUUUACCUGAAAUUUGGUUGUUGUCAUGUUUGAGAAGCCUCUUCAUACCAUUAUGAAACACCAAUACUCUCCACUACGAGUGAAACUAAGAAGUAGUUUAAGUAAGUUAGCUGCUCCAUAUUACGCAAAACAAGGCAGGUCUCAUUGCUGGAAUACAAGAUAGGAACCUCUGUCAUCUUGGGUGUGGAAUUACUGACUAAGUGUUUGAUUUUGACUAGUAGUUCUCUUGAAUACCUAUGUUGAAUACACUUAUUGUAAGUUGCUUUGGAUAAAACCGUCUGCUAAAUGACUGUAAUGUAAUGUCGUUUUUUUUUUUAUAAAAUGCUGCACUUAAUGUUUUCAAACCUACCUAAUGUACAGCAUUCCUGCUGCUUUAAAUCCUUCCCUUUAAAGGAAGGAUUUAUAAUCUGAAUUGACCUCAAGAUGGUCUUCAUCUUCAGACACAUCCUCCUCUAUUUCACUGUCGUGAUCAAGGAUGUGCUCCAGAGCCUCCAGGGCUUUCAUCCUUUUGUCUCUGUUGCUCAUGUUGUCCUACAGUAAGCUGCUGUGUUGUAUGUAUCUGCAGAGUGUAAUGUUGGUUGGACUCCCAAGCAACCAUUCUGUAUGUUUCACCCUGCUUUCCCCUGCUAAGUGUGAGCGGAGUUUUCCCUCGAGGAAAUAAAAGGUUCCCGAAGUCCCAAA
Messenger RNA from Anarrhichthys ocellatus (wolf-eel), 1725 nucleotides. Its product is annotated as UPF0705 protein C11orf49 homolog. The record is from RefSeq and is a predicted model, not a curated record. NCBI's taxonomy places the organism in Eukaryota, Metazoa, Chordata, Actinopteri, Perciformes, Anarhichadidae. The transcript is spliced from 3 exons. Bases 239 to 562 code for a protein of 107 amino acids.